This is a messenger RNA of Protopterus annectens (West African lungfish), 2629 nucleotides long. Its product is annotated as tetratricopeptide repeat protein 24-like. The record is from RefSeq and is a predicted model, not a curated record. Bases 146 to 1411 code for a protein of 421 amino acids. Gene Ontology annotation, molecular function: protein binding. The transcript has 7 exons. Lineage: Eukaryota; Metazoa; Chordata; Ceratodontiformes; Protopteridae.
UCUCUCUUUUUCCCUGCGAUCACUCUGUCUUAUAUAUUUGCAGAAAUUCAACCUCCAGAACUAGUAAUUUUCCAAACAGUCUGCCAAGGAUAUCGCUGUUUCAUUUUACUUGAUGUUCCUAGGUUUACUAAUGUAACCCGAUUUCAUGUCCUCCACAAAUGAAUCUGUGCCCACAGUUCCAUUUUUCUCCAUGCGAGAUAAUUUGCAAAAGUUUAUCAAAGCUGGUAGAAAGGCAUUAUAUGAUGAUGACAAUGCAAGUCUAGCAUUAGAGCUUUUCAAGAAAGCCUACCAAUAUUCUUGCAGAAUACCAGAUGCACAGGUUCAAAGGAUAUGUCUGUUCAACUUAGGUGCUGCUUAUAUUGCUGCAGGUAAAGCCAAAAAGGGACUUAAGUGUCUAGUGAAAUCCAAAUGGAAAGACUCCAGAGAACACGAUGGUGACCUCUAUUUUAAUAUCGCAAAUGCUUAUGAUGAGAUGAAGGAGUAUUUCAAGGCUGUCACAUUCUAUAAUAAAGCUGUCAGAACCUAUAACAUACAGGAGAUUAGCAGUAUUGCCGAUGCUCAGAUAAAAUUAAGCUACUGCUAUAAAAACACUGGCGAUCUUGUUUCUGCCGUACAUACCUUCAGACUGGCUAGCGAGUCAUAUCAAAGAGCCCAGAAAGCUGAAGAUGCCACUAUGGCAAUGGGAGAGGCCAUGAAUUGUAUGAAGCAAAGUCAACAUUUCUCCAGGAAUGAAAUGCUUAAAGUAUUAAAUGAAUGUUUGCAGCUAUGUAAACAGGUCAAAAACAGCAAUAUACAAGAAAAACUCUAUAAUGACAUAGGAUUGCAUUAUGUUGAGAUGAAAUUCUUCCGUCAAGCAGAGGAGUGUUUUACAUAUUCAUUCAGCUCUUGCAAGAGGGAUGCCGUUAAUGCCCAGAAGACAGCUGUGUUACUUCAGAACCUUGGAGCUGUUUAUAAUGCACUACAUCAAUAUGAAAAGUCGUUAAAGUGCCAUGCUGAAGCAAUGGAAAUCUAUGGAGCUUUGGGGAAGACAAAAUCCCAAGGACAUUGCUUGUACAACUUUGCAUAUGCAUACAGCCAGCUGGAAAAUUAUAACAUGGCAGCAUUUUACUACCAACAGGCUUUACAGACAUUUGAAGAUAUAGGUGAUUUCUGUGGACAAGGUCGAGUUUGUGAAGGUCUUGGUGCUACAAUGUUUUAUCUUGGCAAUAUGGAUCAGGCGAUCUCCUGUUACAAACAAGCAAUGAAUGCAUUUAAAAAGUCAAAGGAGCCAUCAGCUAGGCACUUACAAAGAAUUGUGGGCAAACUAAGGAAUGUGAUUGACUAUAAACUAAGACAAAAGUUUGAUAAUAUGCCCAGAGAUGAUAACACUAUGAAUAACUCAAAAUGUGAAUUCCUCUCCCUAACACCGUGACUGAUUUGACUGGCUUGCGCUAUACUCAAAAGAAGACCAGGAAAAUAAUGUUUGAUUUAUGCAACAUCUGUGCAUAUCAACUCUCAUCAGUAGGCCUCCACUGCACCACAGGAAAAUGAGCAAUAACAACAUAUGAACCUAUGAACAUUUGCAAGAAGAGGAAGCAAGAGAAAGCAUCGUUGUAGACUGUGCAGUUUUCUAACAACUUAUUUUCUGGAUAUAGCACCAUAUUUUUGGCAGCAAACUUUAAAUAAGAAGUUCACAUGGAGUAUGUAGCCCACUAUAAAUUUUCUAAUUAAUCCCGUCAACAUUUUUAUUCAUUAAUAUUUUUUUAUUUCAUUGCCUAAUUUCCAGUUGAUUUCCUUAGAAAAUAUCUGAUUCAACCCAAUGGAUUAUCCAUACAAUUACAAUUUGCAUAAAAAAUAUUCUUACUGUAAAAUGGUAAUACAAUUUGCUAAUGAAAAAAAACUUAAAUUACUUUUGCUGUGUGUGUGUUUUGAUGAAAAUUAUUACAUUAUUUAUGGACCUAUUUUGAAGUUAUUUCAUAUGUAUAUCUGCUAAUUAUUUGUAACACUUUGGCUGAGACUGUGGCCAAACAGGGUUCCAAGACCAAAACACUGACCAUGUUAACAAUUUAGGUUUAUAGAAUUAACAGUGCAGUUCUGUGAUAACCUUGAAUAGUCACACAUGAAAAACUGGGAAGUGUCAUCCAACCGAAAGUUACUGAUGUCUAUUCUUUCUAUGAAUAUGUAACGCAAACAUUCUAUGAAUAUGGCCACCCGUGAUAUUCAAUGACCUAAAACUGCCAUGCCAAAAAUUUGUAUACACAGGCAUGAUGUUUGAUGUGCUUUCAUGAAUCCAUAUAAUAUACAGUAUAUAUACUUCACCAAUCAUAUAUACAUAUCUGUGUUAUCAAAAUGCAACCUGUUGUCUGUUUGGUCUGUACUAUUAUUGCAAUGAGCAAAAUACUGAUGUUUCCUUCUUUGCCAGUUAUAUCAAAACUAGAACUGGAGAAUAUUUGUAUUAAUGUUCUGCACUAUUCAUUAGGCAGUGAGGGUCAAGUACAAGUUAAAGCUAUUUCAAUAAUAUGGGCCAGCUACAGUGUUAAUCACCCAGUGAUCACAAGUCUUCAAAAUAUUCCAAGUCUAGAUGCAUAAAAGUGCCAUAUGGAAAUUUCACUAAAAUUAUUAAACAGUUCAGAAGUUAUGUAUGUUUGAG